AUGCUUUUCAAAGUACGUGGUCCUGCUCCUCCGAAAGACGAGCGCCUCCAAAAUCAAAUGUCGAUAGCACAGAUUCUUACGUAUCGCGAUACAUGGACUAAUGCACCGUACGAGGGCUUUUCAGUUGAGCGAUUGCUUUCCUCUGCAAGGAUCGAAAAACAAAAGAAGUCCGAGGUACUGAAGUUGGUGAUGUCUGACAACGGGUUUCGUGUGCGAGAUAAGACUGAGAUGGAUGAGUCUGAGCUUGAGCUGCGCCGGGUCCAGAGUGCGCUCAAUAAGCUGACGGAGCAGAACUUCGAUGUGGUUGGCCAAGAGAUGCUUUCACAUGAUCUUAUUUGUAAUGCAGCCGUGCUUCCUGGUGUUGUGAAGAUUGUUUUUAACAAGGCCGUCUCAGAGCCGGUCUUUUCGGCGCUCUAUGCACGUCUUUGUGCGCGCAUUGCUAACUAUGAGCGGGAGCUAGUUAAUGAGAGCAAAAAUGACCCGCGUAUUCUCGAGAGGUUGAUGUCUGCUCAGAAGCAACUCAUGAGGGAUUCAUACAUGCCACCAGUGGGUGACUUCGUGCGCUUUGUUUUGGUAUCCCACUGUCAAAAGAUUUACGAUGAGUUCAGGAAUCAGGUUUCCCCCAAAGACCCCGAGACGGCGGAGCAACUUCGGAAGCAAAACAUGGCUAACAUCAAAUUUAUUGGCGAACUUUAUGUAAAGUCGCUUAUGACCACGCGCGUCAUCGUAAGCAUCGCGUCUUAUGCAUUAGCCCUGGGUAUUGAACCUGGAGUCACGAAAACAAACGUGUCCGAUGUGGACUUAGAAAUAGCAUACAAUCUUUUCUAUGUCAUAGGAAAGAAGUUUGACGAAAUGCCGAAAAACACGUGCGCCGAUGCGGUUUGGAGGGCUUUCCAAAAGUACGCCGAUGACACCGGCUUCCCGAAGCGUAUUCGCUUUUUGGUGCAAAACAUCUUAGACUGGCGGAGGUCGGGGUGGAAGCCAAAGGAUGUCGCACCCCUGGUCUCAUCCAGUGCUAAUACCGACACCCAGUCGGGAGCCAACAACCUUAAUGCGCACGGCGAGAACCAACACAUCAAAUCGAUGCAUCGGGUAGUGAGCAUAAAUAACUACCAAGACCACCCCUCCCAUCACCACCAUCCCCACCACCACCACCAAUCGCCACCACACCAACACUUUCAACAGGCGAGAGGGCAAGAGCGCGGAAACAGCUACACCGACCUCGGGCAGUUCGCGGAUGGCGCGAAUGGCGCCCCUUUCUAUCAAUCAUGGCUGCCUCCACCGGGUGUCGAGACAUUGCCGGAAUCGGACGGAAUGUCAAUGAGCGAGGAGGACAAGAAGCUUUUCUUAUUUGCGCAACCACCAAAGAGCCUCACCCCCGAGGUCGAGAUGCAGAUCUGUAGCAUCAUACGAGAUGCUAUCAUCAGCGGGGACUGGUCAUAUGCAGAGGAUACGCUCCGGGAACUCAUGCCUAAUGAAGGCAAUCUCAUGGGGAUCACGUGCGCCGUAUUUGUGAUUACGAAAAAGGUCACACUCAGCAGCAGUGAGGAUGACCGCAACCUUUUUUUCGAGUCACUCCAAAAUAACCUCUUUACACCUGUGGUGUCCAGGGGCUAUUCGUGGUUCCUCGCUGAUGCGAUUGUAAAAAACGCCAAGGAAGAUGUUCCACGCGUCUUUUCCCGUUUCAUCGCAGCCAUAUUGGCGACGCCGUCUCUAGACUUCCUUGUGGUUCUGCGAGAAAUCAUGGCACGCACUGCGAACUACCUUGACGUACUUUUUCCAUCUCUCAAGAGUGCUGAUGAGGAGUGGGAGGAGGACUUCAUCGAGGUUUGGUCUAACUUAGUCUCAGCGUGGAGCCUGGAGCGCGAGAAUGAUGUCGAGCUGAAGAAUCCCAUUCGUAUUCUAGACUGUAUUGCGGGGGUAAAGCAAAGGACUUUCAUGCAGGACAUUGCUCCUGAUUUUGUAAUGGAGCUUGUAUCGGCAGGUUUUAUCACUGAUGAGGCAAUCUCCGCAUGGACGGCAGAGAAGGGCAACAUUAGUAAGUUCAAGCCUUUUUAUGAGCAAAUUAUGCAAUUAUUUCCUGGUCUAGAGUAG
Messenger RNA from Phytomonas sp. Hart1, 2094 nucleotides. NCBI's taxonomy places the organism in Eukaryota, Euglenozoa, Kinetoplastea, Trypanosomatida, Trypanosomatidae. The record is from the annotation of a GenBank genome assembly.